Molecule: messenger RNA, 1047 nt
Organism: Physella acuta
Lineage: Eukaryota; Metazoa; Mollusca; Gastropoda; Physidae
Product: adenosine receptor A1-like
Biological process (GO): G protein-coupled receptor signaling pathway
Cellular component (GO): membrane
Molecular function (GO): G protein-coupled receptor activity
Source: RefSeq, a predicted model, not a curated record
AUGCAGAGCUCGACAAGUUGUAACUUGACGGACACGGCAGGAGAAGAUAACUUUAACCUUCAACUACACGGGUUACUGGAUGACCUCACCUUCAGCUAUUUAACGCUAGCCAGCACCUACGUCUUCAGUGGGCUCUUCAACGCUUUCGGCGUUAUUUUUAACUGCAUCAACAUCAUCGUCUUCAUCAAACUGGGCUUCACCGAUACCAUCAACAUCUCUUUGUUGAGUCUUGCCAUAGCGGACAUCGGUAUACACAUCACGAUGAUUGGCUAUGUGGUCAUCUACAGCCCUGAUAUGGCACAGGAUAAAUCCAAAAUUGAACUCAUCUACGCCAUUGGUUAUCUGAUCCUGGCCUGGCCUCACGUAAUGUUUAGCCGUAUUUCCGGUUGUCUGACAGCUUUUAUAAGUUUGGAAAGAUUCCUCUGUAUAGCUGUGCCACUGAAGGUCAAGGCCCUCAUCACACCAAAGCGAACAGCCAUGGUUUCCUGUGCUAUUUAUGGCUGCAUGAUUUGUAGUGUCAUCCCGGCAUUUGUGGCCAACAGAAUUGGACCGAAGUCUAACGAAGACACAAACGUGACUGUCAUUGGUCUGGUCUUGAUAGAAAACAGCGACGACAUAGAAAACAUCAGUUUUGUCAUCACAAUAUUUGUCGAGCUCUCCGUCUACACUCUUGUCGUCAUCUUCACUGUCGGACUGAUACGGAAAUAUGUCGACUUGUCAAAAUGGAGAAAUCACGCGUCAUCAAGCUCUAAAAAUAGCACAUUCUCAACACGCGAUAAAGUCUUGGUUAAUAUGGUUCUAUUUAUAUCUUGCGUGUUUAUAUUUUGUACAUUUCCAGUGGUCGUGGGGACAGUGGUUAUGCUAUUUAUCAAAGACUAUAGUGUCAAAGGGAAGGAAGUCAAUGUAUUUCUUGCCAGCUUCUCUAUGAUUUUCAACAUGGCCUCCUUGAACCCAACUGUCUCUAUUUUUAUCUACUUAAAAAUGAGCUCCAAAUUCAACCAGAUGUUCUGGACACUUUUUCCUAGAAGAUUGGUUGCCGCAAACUAG